This is a messenger RNA of Triplophysa dalaica, 9219 nucleotides long. RefSeq names its product zinc finger protein 91-like. The record is from RefSeq and is a predicted model, not a curated record. Lineage: Eukaryota; Metazoa; Chordata; Actinopteri; Cypriniformes; Nemacheilidae.
AGAAUCCCUGAGAGAACGGGAGAAGAAAUCUUUAACUGCUGCUGGUCUUGAUCUGUUCCUACAAAUUCUUCUGCAAUAGAAGAGGCUGCUUCAUCCAAAAGUAGGACUUACACAAGGUGUAAAUGCAACUUCUGUGUGCAUGUUGUGAAAAAUGGAGAUUGUUAAAGAUGAGGUUGAAGAGAUGAGUAAUUUAGAUCCAUUCAGAGUGAAAUAUGAAGAUACGGAGGAACGAACAGAUCUGCUGGAAAUAAACAAUGAAAGUGAUGAAGUGAAUGGACUGGAGGAGACACAUCAGUAUCAGAAACCUCAUCAGUUCAAAAAGAAAGAAAUAUCUUCUGAUUGCUCGGAGAUGGAAAAUACUUGUUCAAACACAAGGCAAAGAACAAGAAGAAGAAAAUCUUUCACUUGCCCUCAUUGUGAAGAGGGCUUUGCUUUGAAAACAGACUUUGAGCUGCACAUGAGCGGCCACACUGGAGAAAAGAUGUUCACCUGCCCUCAGUGUGGAAAACAGUUCUCGUACAGAGAACAGUUUCGAAACCACAUAAGAACUCACACUAAAGAGCGUCUACACUCAUGUCUUCAGUGUGAAAAGAGUUUUAGAGAGAGUAGUAUGCUUAGUAACCACAUGAGAAUUCACACCGGAGAGCGACCAUACACGUGUAUUCAGUGUGGAAAGAGUUUUACAAAGAAUAGCACGCUCAAUGAACACAUGAGAAUUCACACUGACGAGCGCCCGUACACGUGUGUUCAGUGUGAAAAGAGUUUCAGACAGAGUAGUGCGCUUAAUAAACACACGAGAAUUCACACUGGAGAGCGCCCAUACACAUGUGUUCAGUGUGGAAAGAGUUUUAGAGAGAAUAGUAUGCUUAGUAACCAUAUGAGAACUCACUCUGAAGAGCGCCCGUACCCAUGUCCUCAGUGUGGAAAGAGUUUUAGAGACAAUAGUACGCUUAAUAACCACAUGCAAACUCACUCUGAAGAUCGCCUGUACCCGUGUCCUCAGUGUUUGAAAAGAUUUAGACAGAGAAGUGCCCUUAAUGCCCAUUUGAAAAUUCACACUGGAGAGCGCCCCUACACAUGUGUUCAGUGUGGGAAGAGUUUUAGAGAGAGUGGUACGCUUAAUAACCACAUGAGAACUCACUCUGAAGAUCGCCUGUACCCUUGUCCUCAGUGUUUGAAAAGAUUUAGACAGAGAAGUGCCCUUAAUGCCCAUUUGAAAAUCCACUCUGGAGAGCGCCCAUACACAUGUGUUCAGUGUGGAAAGAGUUUUAGAGAGAAUGGUGCACUAAAUGACCAUAUGAAAAUUCACACUGGAGAGCGCCCAUACCCGUGUCCUCAGUGUGUGAAAAGUUUUAGACAGAGAAGUGCACUUAAUGCACAUUUGAAAAUUCACACUGGAGAGCUCCCAUACACGUGUGUUCAGUGUGGAAAGAGUUUUAGAGAGAAUAGUGCGCUUAAUAUCCACAUGAGAAUUCACACUGGAGAGCGCCCAUACACAUGUGUUCAGUGUGGAAAGAGUUUUAGACAGAAUGGUGCGCUUAGUGAACACAUGAGAAUUCACACUGGAGAGCGCCCAUACACAUGUGUUCAGUGUGGAAAGAGUUUUAGACGGAAUUGUAAGCUUAACGCCCACAUGAGAAUUCACACUGGAGAGCGACCGCAUGUAUGUGCUCAAUGUGGAAAGAGUUUUACACAGACAACAAGUCUAAAGACCCACAUGAGAACUCACUCUAGAGAGACUUCUAACACAACUUCGGUUGCGUAUUUGGAGUUUUCGCAGGAGAGCGCCCUCUGGCUUUUGGAUGCAGCAGGAUUUUCCCAUCUGCUGGAAAUGAAAGAGGAAAGUGAUGAACUGAAUGGACUGGAGGAGACACAUCAGUAUCAGAAACCUUAUCAUUUCAAAAUGGAAGAAAUAACUUCGGAUUGCUCGGAGAUGAAAAAUACUUCUUCACAAACAAGGCAAAGAACAAGAAGAAGAGAAUCUUUCACUUGCCCUCAUUGUGAAGAGGGUUUUGCUUUGAAAACCGACUUUGAGCUGCACAUGAGCGGCCACACUGGAGAAAAGAUGUUCACCUGCCCUCAGUGUGGAGAACAUUACUUGUGCGGAGAACAACUUCGAGACCACAUAAGAACUCGCAUUGAAGAGCGCCCGUUCUCAUGUCUUCAGUGUGGAAAGAGUUUUAAACAAAAGUGUACACUUAAUACCCACAUGAUAAUUCACACCGGAGAGCGGCCAUACCCGUGUCCAUACCAGUGUGGAAAGAGUUUUAGAGAGAAUAAUACGCUUAAUAAACACAUGAGAAUUCACACUGGAGAGCUCCCGUACACGUGUGUUCAGUGUGGAAAGAGUUUUAGAGAGAAUAGUGCGCUUAAUAAACACAUGAGAAUUCACACUGGAGAGCGCCCGUACACAUGUGUUCAGUGUGGAAAGAGUUUUAGAGAGAAUAGUACGCUUAAUAAACACAUGAGAAUUCACACUGGAGAGCGCCCGUACACGUGUGUUCAGUGUGGAAAGAGUUUUAGAGAGAAUAGUGCGCUUAAUAUCCACAUGAGAAUUCACACUGGAGAGCGCCCGUACACAUGUGUUCAGUGUGGAAGUAGUUUUAGACAGAAUGGUGCGCUCAAUGAACACAUGAGAAUUCACACUGGAGAGCGCCCGUACACAUGUGUUAUGUGUGGAAAGAGUUUUAGACACAACGGUAUGCUCAAUGUACACAUGAAAAUUCACACUGUACACCGCCCGUACCCGUGUCCUCAGUGUGGAAAAAGUUUCAGACAGAGUAGUGUGCUUACUAAACACAUGAAAAUUCACACUGCAGACCACCCUUACCCAUGUCCUCAGUGUGGAAAAAGUUUUAGAGAGAAUGGUGCGCUCAAUAUCCACAUGAGUAUUCACACUGGAGAGCGCCCGUACACAUGUGUUCAGUGUGGCCAGAGUUUUAGAUUGAAAAGUACGCUUAAUUUCCACAUGAGAAUUCACACUGGAGAGCGCCCGUACACAUGUGUUCAGUGUGGAAAAAGUUUCAGACAGAGUAGUGUGCUUAAUAAACACAUGAAAAUUCACACUGGAGAGCGGCCGUACACAUGUGUUCAGUGUGGAAAGCGUUUUACAACGAAUUAUAACCUUAACGCCCACAUGAAAAUUCACUCUUGAGACAAUUCUUACACACUCAAACGUUCAGCCUGGACAAUUGUUUAGAGAGUUUUCCAAACCUGCAAGAUGCCAAGAACCAUCUGGUAAGAAUGCGUUCAUUGUUGAGGAAUGGAGGAUUUGAAAUUCCAGAGUGGAUAAGUAAGAAGCCAGAUCUGAAAGUAUGAACUCAACUCAACUUUAUUUAUAUAGCGCUUUUUACAAUUUUCAUUGUUACAAAGCAGCUGUACAUGAGACACAUUGAAUACAAGUAUGAAUUCUAAAGCAGCCCCCCCGGCCAGGCAGAUAGUGCAAAAUAAUAUGCAAACGGUGGUGAGGAACCCAAAACUCCCGUCGAGAAAAAAAAACCUCAGGGGAACCCAGGCCCAACCAGGGGAUUCCAGUUCCCCUCUGGCAAAAGCUGCUGCCUCUGCACAAGCUCAACAGUGCUUGCACAACAAGGCUUAAUAAAAAUAUAAAAAUUAAGGAUUUAAGAUUGUCAUUAACAAUCUAAUAGUAUUUGAAAUGUUGUAGGAAAAACAAAGUUGUCGCGUCCUUUAUCCAGCUCUAUCAUCUCAGCUCUUGUCAGGUCACCGCUUCCCAUUCUCAGCUCUGCCAUCAGGUCUGGGCAUGAACUGCAUCCUGCGGUAACCUUGGAACAAAGAGACAAGACUGGCUGAGAGUAGAGUACUGUUCUGCACUCUUUGAUGCAGCAAGUACAUCAUUUGUUGUUGGAUGUGUUCCUGGUUCCGGUUGAUCUAAAUAAUGCAGCCUAAAUCCUCUGGGGCCAGUUGUUCAAAACAUUUAAUCUGGAUCAAAAUUAUCCGCAUUUGGAAAUCCCCUUUUUCCUAUCCAGGAUCAUGUAAUCCAUCUUACUUUUAUGCCGGUUUUUCAAAGCAACAUUGGACUGGAUCACUCUGAUCCAGAUACACAGUUUUCAAGAUUACCAAAUCCGGAUUACAGUGCUCUAAAUGGGACAACAUAUCACAAUGUGGGCUAUGUAAAGAACAGGUAGAAGGAAGAGCCAACAUAGGGUCACUGUAAGUGUUUAUUUUGAGCCAAAACACAAAAAUAACAUAAACAUCCACUUCCAUUCAUAAUUUAACUUUAAUUAAAUUAUAUUAAAUAAUAAUUAUAUUAAAUAAUUACUUUUAUGACCCCUCAUCUGAACCACAACAAAUAAAAAACAAAUAUACAUUAACAAAUACAUAGUGGAUAUUUUGAAAACAUCUUUAAAAAAUAAAAUGGCUAAAUAUCCAAUUGUUAACGAAAUAAAGAAUGUUCAGGGUUCUUCUUCAUCUGAGGAGGAGAGACCAGCAUUUCCAAGCCCUGCAUUUAGGAGGCGGAUCUGAAGUUUCGCUUUGGUUUGCUGCAGUUUGGUCAGCUUGAUUUGUUCCUCUGCCAGGAGUAUCUGUGCUUCUGCUCUUUCAGUUCCUCGUUUAAGAAGUGAUUCAUAGGCAUCAUCAUUAUUAUUCGGCAAAGGAUGCUUCAAGCCUCUUUUCUGAGCUCCUGUGACUGCUGGCUCUACCAGUGAGGAUCCAGGUUGUUCUUCAAUAAUAGGGCUGAGAUCCAGAAUGAAUGUUUCCUCUGCAUUAGGAAGAACUGGCUCACUUUCCUCUACAAUUGUAGGCUCACCAUCCCCUACAACACCAUGAAUCCCAUGCAGAGCUUUAGAGUUCUCACCUCCAAUAAUGUCCAGAACCACAUCUGUGUAUUCACCUUUCUUAAAGGGUUUGUUGCCUGUUUGGGUGUUUUUUGCCUCAGCAAGGUCCUUCGUUGCUCUGGCCCUCAGAUUCUUCGAUCUAAAUUUCACUUGCUCCAAGGUCCUCUUCUGGCCAGACCCCAUUGCAUUUACAUUCUGGGUGAUUUCAACCCAAAUGUCUUUCUUCCUUUUGUUAGUCACCAUUCCACCUGCAACAGAGCUUCCUACUAUUGAGGAAUAAUGGCACUUAACACCCUCCAGCAGUGCAUGGGUUUCUGCAACAGUGAAAUUAGGUCCUUUUGAGUCCAUGGUUUCACCGCUUCUGUUGUAGUGAACAUAGUAUUUGUAGGCCUUGGGCAUGAUUGAUUUAAUUGAACACAAGCCACAGCACGUCAGACAAUUGGUGUGUGGGUAUUUGACAGCCAUCUUAUAUUCAGCCUUUCUCAGAGGACUUAGAGAGAGACACUGACAUGGCAGGUAUUGUCCAUCGCUACCACCGUGUUGGUGGAAGAGGAUACCGUCAAAGGGUGUAUGUUGAGCGUGCACAACCACUGGAGCACUACACCACUGAAGAACUGUAUGCUCGCUUUCGCUUUGGGAAUGCUGAUAUUAAGUACAUUGCAGACCUUGUCAGGCCAAAACUUCAACGGAGAACCCGAAGGAGCCACAGUCUGUCUGUGGAAGAACAGGUCCUCAUUGCUCUGCGCUUCUAUGCAUCUGGUACUUUCUACCAAGUUGUUGGUGACAAUAUAGGAGUGGACAAAUCAACUGUGAGUGAUGUAGUGAAAGCUGUGUCAAUUGCAUUGGCCAGCCUGGUCAAUCAGUUUGUUUCACUUCCAAAGGAUGUCCAGAUUGCCCAGACCAAGCACAAGUUUUUUCUUUUGGGGAAUAGGCCCAAUACUAUUGGGGUUAUUGACUGCACUCAUGUGCAUAUCCAAGCACCUCAUGAGAGGGAUUGGGAGUACAUCAACAGAAAGGGGAGGCGCAGCAUCAACAUCCAACUUGUGGGCGAUGCUGACCUCAUCAUCACAAACUGUGUCGUGAAGUGGCCUUGGUCUGUUCAUGAUGCACGCAUCCUGAUAGAGAGUGCUUUAUACAGAGAGCUCCAAACCAACCGACCGGAUGGCAUAAUAUUAGGAGACAGUGCCUAUCCACUCCUACCAUGGCUGAUGACUCCUUUUCUUGCAGCAACCACACCUGCGCAGGCACGCUUCAACACUGCUCAUUGCAAAACAAGAUGUGCAAUUGAGCGUUUAAAUGGAGUUCUGAAGAGACGCUUUGCAUGCCUUAACUACUUGCGAGUGGAACCACAGGGAGCAUGCAACAUAAUACUUGCGUGUAUCGUCCUGCACAACAUCGCUACCAGGCGCAAUGUCCCUCUCUGUGAUGAUGUUUGUGAUGCACCUGAGCCUGUUGAAGAACCAGACCAACCUCUGGUGGUCUGUCAGAAUCAGGGACUGACUGGACGUAUAGUAAGGGAUGCAAUUGUUAGACAUUAUUUUUGACAGGCUCAUCUCUGAUGAUUGUUUCUUUGAAAUUAAUAUACGGUGAUGAAUGACCGAAAAAUGAAUAUAUUAUUUUUGUUUAUUGAAAUCUGUUUGGGGGAUUAUUUCAUGGGGACACGAUAAUUUUUAUUUUAUUUUUACUUUACUAUACUGAAUAGCUUAAUUGUUAGCCUAUGUCUACUUUAUCACUGUUACAACGGUUACACAAGUCAAGUGCAAAAUAUAAAUAAAAGUAUAUACACUAAAUGAUACAAAUGUAUUAUUUGACCAAUUUUAAAGUUUUACUACAUUUUCUUCCUGAAAUCCACCUUGAAAUCCUACCCCCUGUUGGGAUCAGGAUAAUCCUGUAUUUUUUUGGAUCAUAGUUAUCCAAAUCCCACUGACAAGUUUUGAACAACACAAACUGAAGGUUUGAUCCAGAUUAAAACUAGGAUUGGAUUCCCUGAUCUAAUCUGAUUUCAGAUUCCUUCUUUCCCUUUUGAACAAUUCAUUUUCAAGAUUUGAUCCAAUCCGAUAACCAAAAUCCGAUCAGUUUACCUUUGAACAACUGGCCCAUCAUGUUGACUGCGGCGCCGCGCGGACUAACGUCAUGUUUGGUGCGCACACCCAGGCGAACUAGCGACUGCGUCGACCAUAAUCCAGCCUUUAGGCAGUUCAUUGCCAUACAAAGCAGCCAUGGUUCUCCAUACUAGUUCCAGUUUAGAAUCAAAUCAUGUUUUUCUUUUGGAUCUUUAAGAUCCACGGUUUUUAUUCUGAGAGUGCUGCUGUCCUUAGUGUGUCCUAAAAUAGAAGUCGUCGUGACGUGACGGAUGUUACGGAGUAUAUACCCGAAAUAUUAACUUAUUUCACUAUUCAUCCUUCUUUUCAAUUUUUACUCUUUUACUUUUUAAUAAUUUGUUCACAGACACAUUAUAAUUUAGUUUUAUAUCUUAUUUUUGUUGUUUUUGGAAAAGAGUUUUGUAUCUGCAUUGCGUUGUGACGUCAUUUCUGGUAAACUCACGUUGCGUCAUCAGAUCGCUUUGAGCUGCUGAUGAGAGGUAAGCAAUUAGCGAUGCUUUCUCAGCACAUGUUGGUAAAAGUUUAUAAAAGUUUGAUUAAUCCAACGGCAUCUAGUAAUAUUGUUGUUCACAGUGUUAUGGAUAUAUAAGAAAGUGUUUUGUGAAUGGUAUGAUUGUAUUAAUGGUUUUAUUACCGAGUGCAGCGGUUUGAUUAUGUGUGUGUGCGUCAACAAAGCGGAUUAAAUAACAGAUCUUAAUCUGUUUAGGUGAAAAGUCACAUGCGAAUAAUGCACUCAUGCUGUGCUCUCUUUAAUCCAUCCAGGUUUGCUUAAAUCUGUUCGGUUUCUUAUUACAUCCAUUUUGUGUCGAUUGUUCAUCUUUCAGUUCAUGAUUGAUUUAAAACUAGCUGCAGGGCCCGGUUUUUCAAAAGUAAUCCACUAGGAAUUUUGGAUAACGGAUUGGAUCAAAUCUUGAAAAUGUGUUUUUCAAAAGAAAAAACGGAUUACAUAAUCGGAUCAGAUCACGUAAUCCAUUCUUGGUUUUGGAUCAAACCUUUAGUUUGGGUUUUUCAGAACUUUUUUGUAGGAUUUGGAUCACUUUGAUCCAAAAAAUCUGGAUUAAAUUGAUCCCAUCAGAAGGGUGGAUUCAGUGUGGAAUCAAUGCCCAAAAUGCAAUAAAAACUUUACAUUUUUUUAAGUAAUUCUAUAUUUGGAUCAUGCAGUAUCUUACAAGAUUUCAUAUUUAUUCAUAAGGUUUUAAUUUUAUUUGUUCAUCCGUCAGGCUACAGUGAUUAGGUAGGCUUUAACGUAUUCAGCCUUUCAGUGUAGGGCUACAGCAAAGUAGAAAGAGUUUGGCCUCAUAAAAUAAUCCUCCAAACAACUGUCAAAAUUGACCAAAAACAAUACAUUUUAUUCUGUCACUAAUUGAUAUAUAUAUUCAUCACAAUCGAAAUUAUUUUUGUUUUUAGAAUAUGUAUUAGUGAUGCAUGCAAUGAUUACAGAAUAACCAAAAAAAUGCAAAGAAUGGCAAUCACUGAUUUUUGAAAUCCAAAUCCAAAUCAGAAAUAGUGUCUAACUAUUUCGUCCCUUGUUGCACGUCCUGUUUGCUCAUUCUGGCAGAAUGCAGGAGGUUGGUUAGGGUCUCCAAGGGGCUCAGGGGCAUCAUUGUCAGCAGAGAGAGGGAUAUUGCGCUUAGUAGCAAUGUUGUGCAGGACAAUAAUUAUGUUGCAUGCUUGCUUUCUGUGGUUCCACUCUCAGAACUCCAUUUAAACGCUCAAUUGCUCAAUUGUUUGUGUUCAGAUGAGCAGACUGCUGGAAGAGGAUGGGGUGGGGUUUUUCUCUUGUUUUAGUUUUUUUUAAAUGUGUGUGUUUUCAUUUCAAAUAAAAAUAAAUUUAUAUUGACCCCACACUGGCUAUUCUACUUGUUGCUCUUUACAUAUCUAUAGUUCUACAUUGUGAUUCCCUAUCCUGUUUAAGCACUGGUUAUCCAGCACUGGUUAUCCAGAUUUGGUGAACCCGAAAAGUUCCUAUCCGGAUCAGAUUGAUCCAAUCCGAUGUUGCUUUAAAAAACUGGCUCCAAAAGUAAGCUGGAUAACGUGAUCACGGAUCGCAAAAAAAGGAUUACUAAAUCCGGAUUAAACCUUUUGAAAUACCGGGCCCAGGAGAUUAUUUUGUAUGUCUAGAUAAGUGUUUGAAAUAAUUCAUUUUGUGCUUAAUGCGCUUUGUAAUGUGUUUUAGGCGUUUUGAUUUGUCAUUGUGAUGUGUAUUGAGGUCACUUUGAGCGAGCUGAGGAGAGGUGAAAAGUCACAUUUACUCAUAUGCUGUACUCUCUUUAAUCCAUCCAGAGCCAUCUAAAGGCCUCAUAAUAAAAUCUCCAUCAGCAACA